Symsagittifera roscoffensis is the source of this 1215-nucleotide messenger RNA. RefSeq lists its product as uncharacterized. Lineage: Eukaryota; Metazoa; Xenacoelomorpha; Acoela; Convolutidae. Gene Ontology annotation, cellular component: nucleus; cyclin-dependent protein kinase holoenzyme complex; cytoplasm. Bases 1 to 1215 code for a protein of 404 amino acids. Gene Ontology annotation, molecular function: cyclin-dependent protein serine/threonine kinase regulator activity. Gene Ontology annotation, biological process: regulation of cyclin-dependent protein serine/threonine kinase activity; mitotic cell cycle phase transition. The transcript has a single exon. The record is from RefSeq and is a predicted model, not a curated record.
AUGGCCGAUAGAAAAGCUUUGAAUAACAUCAGCAACCAUCCAACUUUGGCGAAUGGAGGAGAAUCUACCAAAGAAAAAGAAACUGAAAACACAUCUUUGGUUGAAAAGGAAAACGACGAUGUUUCUUCAAUUUAUUCCUACGUGGAAUGUGAAGACGUUCUGGUCCCAUUACCGGAAAAAAUAGUAGUAGAUAACCCGCAAACGGAAAACCAGACUCUUACUCCACAAAAAUGGUUAAAGAAACCGGCUCCAUUGAAAAAGCCACCACAAAACGGCCUCUGGAAUGUGAAUGAAAGCAAGUACACCCACUUCAACUUGGGCGAUGGAACCAGACAUAAAGUUUACCCGUUGAAAGGCGAUGGGGACAACGGGGUAAAUGUUGUUCAGUUUUAUUUUGCCAACGAGGCGAAAUAUUUGGUCCAUGCCAAUUAUCUCGAUAAAACUCGGGUAACCAGAAGGGAGCGCUUUAUUAUGAUUAAUCGCAUGGUAGAAGUUCACUGCAACUUUUUCCAAGGAAAGCAGGAUGAAAGUUUGGCAAUUACAGUAAACCUAAUCGACCGGUUCAUGAAAAAGUCCGAAUACGCGUGUCGGGAGAACUUGCAUGCGAUCGGUUUGUCUGCGUUAAGUCUGGCGUGCAAGCUGGAAACGCGCGUGACGCUUGAUAAUAUUCGUGAACAGAUGGUGGAAUUGUCAGCUGGUGAAGUCUCCAUUCAUGACAUGAACGCCUUCGAAGACGAAAUUACGCGGGUCUUAAACUUCGAUCUAUUCAGCAUUCACGCAUUCCUGUUCUUACAGCGGAUUCAACGGGGAUUGCAACUUAUGCCGAAUGUUUACAUUUGCGCCAAGUAUUUGAUCGUUUUAUCAUUUCACGACCCCUGUUUUUGCAACGUGUUGCCUUCAAUAGUAGCUGCAGCCGCCGUAUUGUUGGCCCAGCGCCUUUUGACACCUACCAAGUGCUACAAAAUGCCGUUAAUAUUUGAAAUAAGCUCAGGUUAUAAAUUCGAGGAGGUUGUCACCGAGAGCGAAAUGCUGAUGAAUCUGCUGCGCGUUGCGAAAGAAGGAAUUCAUAUCGCUUCUUAUACCAGAUUCAAGGGAAAGGGAGGCAUAUCUGACGUGCCCGAGUUGCGCCCGAAAGCUUUGCAAAAUAUUUGUAUCCACCGGGAAAUUAAUGAGGGCACUUAUUGGCAUAACGGGAAACUACAUAGUUGGAGAUAA